AGUGCAGCAGAACGUUGUGGUAUACGGGAAGGACAGAUUGUCAUCUCUAUUAAUGGUGUGAACACUCUAGAGUUAGCUCAUGAUGAAAUAAUACAGUUAGUUCAGAAAAGUCAGUCUGUAGUAAAAGUUGAAGUGGCCUACAGUGAUUUUACUCCAGUACGAGAUAUACAACAAACUAUCAUGUCUGGUUACAUGUUAAAACUAGGUACCUCCACCCUGGUUAAAAUGUGGAAGAAACGAUACUUCGUCUUACGACAAGAUAACUGUCUCUAUUAUUAUAAGAACGAACAGGUA
This is a messenger RNA of Lottia gigantea (owl limpet), 294 nucleotides long. RefSeq lists its product as hypothetical. The transcript has 2 exons. Gene Ontology annotation, molecular function: protein binding. The annotation marks the transcript as partial. Lineage: Eukaryota; Metazoa; Mollusca; Gastropoda; Lottiidae. The record is from RefSeq and is a predicted model, not a curated record.